Molecule: messenger RNA, 2646 nt
Organism: Myiozetetes cayanensis
Lineage: Eukaryota; Metazoa; Chordata; Aves; Passeriformes; Tyrannidae
Gene: MSANTD3
Product: Myb/SANT DNA binding domain containing 3
Exons: 3
Coding region: 330-1154 (274 amino acids)
Source: RefSeq, a predicted model, not a curated record
GAGCGGGGCCGCAGGGUGGGGUGUUCCCCGCCGCCGGCGCCGGUCCCCGCGGGCGCGGGGUGACAGCAGCGCCCGCCGCGGAUGCGCUCGGAUCCCGCCGCAGCCUCCGCGCCCGCCCUGGGUGGAGCGGCCGCCUUUGUGGAGCCAGGACCUGCUCUCCUUUCUCCUUCCAGCAGAAGAGGAGCUAGCGUGGAGAUUAAAAAAAAAAAACAAACCAAACCAAAAAAACAAACCAAAACCACCAAAAAUCCACAAGGCUCGAAUUAAUGUUUGAGAAGUUCGGGUUCGGGAGAGUCUGGAAUUUUGGCUUCUUGGAGAAACAGUAGAAAAUGCAAAACGAAAUAAUAAAGCCUGCUAAAUACUUCUCGGAAGUGGAGAAGAGUGUGCUGCUUGCAUUAGUUGAAAAAUACAAAUAUGUGCUUGAAUGUAAAAAAAGUGAUGCAAGAACUAUUGCUCUGAAACAACGUACCUGGCAAGCACUAGCUCAUGAAUAUAAUUCACAGCCCAGUGUAUCACUGCGAGACUUCAAACAGUUAAAGAAAUGCUGGGAAAAUAUCAAGGCACGGACAAAAAAGAUAAUGGCACAUGAAAGGCGGGAGAAGGUAAAAAGAAGUAUUAGUCCACUUAUAAAUACUCACAUCGUGGGGAAAGAGAAGAUUGCCAGCAUAAUGCCUGAGCAAAUGUACUUUUUGCAGAGCCCACCAGAAGAAGAUUCUGAAUAUCAGCCUGAUGCUUCUAGUCAAGAGUCAUUUGUUGUCUCAAACAGAGAACUUUGUGAUGAAGACAAAGAGCUGGUGCAUUUUCCAGUAUGUGAAGGUACCUCCCAACCUGAGCCUUCGUGUUCUGAUGUCAGAAUAGCAGCAGAUAAGAACUACAGAAGUAAAGCAUCUCAGGAAAGUGCUCUGAAAAAGAUGCAUGAGGAAGAACAUCAUCAGCAAAUGUCAAUUUUGCAACUGCAGUUAAUCCAAAUGAAUGAAGUUCAUGUGGCAAAAAUACAGCAAAUAGAAAGAGAGUGUGAGAUGGCUGAAGAAGAACACAGGAUUAAAAUGGAAGUUCUAAAUAAAAAGAAAAUGUAUUGGGAGAGAAAACUGCAGACCAUCACAAAAGAAUGGCCUGUAUCAUCCUAUAACAGACCCUUUCCUAAUUCACCUUAGAUCAUAAAGAGCCGGAGAGUCAGUCUGAUUCACACGUUUAUGAGUAACGCGCACUGGAAAGAAGGUUUUUUAAUGUGAAUGUACAGUGACAGGGUAGAUGCCUGGCUGAUAGUGAACACACUAUGGCUCUUAAUGUUUAGAGAAACAGUGGUAUAGUCCACCAAGGGGAAAACUGUAUUGUUCAUUUAUAGGUAGUUCUGAUCUGUUUAACUCAGACAUGCACAGUGUUCUAAAAUGUGAACAUAUUUCCCCCCCCUCAGAACGCCCUUGUGAAAUAUAAGGUACUCCAGGUAUUGUUACAUUGGGUGUUCUUAAGAAAACUUAAGCUUUAAACAUCAGGCUGUAGUGUUUAUGUUGAUUUCUAAUAAUCUCUAAUAAACUCUCUCAAUAAAAGAGAGUUGCUCUCUCUUAUUGAGGCAGAACAUGACUGACAGGUAUCAGUUGGAUCGUUAUGUUGGGGCUUAGGAAAAAAUAAACUUGUCUCUAGUUAAUAUAGUCCGUAACUUAUUCUUCAUAGAAGAUGUGAAAAUUGAGGAAGUAGCAAAAAGACCACUGUAGUAACUGAGCCUUUUCCUUCUGAAGAACAGUAGUGUUUCCCAUCUGGCUGGCUGAUUGAGAGAGUGGUUGUGGACUGGUCUUCUGGUUUUUUUAAGCCUUGACCCUUAAGAAGUUAAAAAGAAGGUGAAUACUUUCUCAAAAGCCAUUAUGCUUGUUCCUUCUUUCCCAGGCCCAUCUUGUAUUGAAGUAGAAUACAAAAAUAGGAGGGUUAAAUGGUGCUGCCAGUACUGUGUGCUGUUCACCUGGAGUCAUUCUUAGAGGAAGAGCUUUUUAACAAUUCGUAAAGCUCUUAAAAUGCAGUGAGCUAGCCAGCCCAUAGGCAGUCUCCCUCUAUCUUCCUAUGAAAUACUUGAUGGUGUAGCAGCUAGCUUGAGUAUCUCAAUCUCUCCUUAGCUAGAAGACUUAAAAUUCACCCUCUUUUCCUUCACAUAGGGUGGGAAGCAGUUCAAGGGAAUCAUUCCUGUCCUGAAGCACUGUUCUGUUUUGUUCUGUCCUGUGCAUUAUAGUGGUGUGUUUCUUGCAUUGACUGUCAGUGCGGGGUGAUGGACAUGAUUUGUAUGAAGCAUUCACAUGAAGGUACCCACAGAGUUUGGGUGUCCAGAACAGUAAAUAGUAGGAAAGCACAAAUAAAGAUAAUCCUUACCCAGGCAAUCAUUUAUUCUAGUGGGGCAAGGGUUAAGAGAAUGUGAAAUGCAGAACCCCGCAAAGCUUCAUAAGACCUUCUGAUGUGUGAAAACCUGUUUUACAGGAAGGUGUACAACCAUCAUUUGAAGCAGUGAGAAAAAUUAACAAAACCAUAAAUUUUCAUUGAAAAAAUCUGAGUAUCAUGUUAUUCAAUAAAGUAUUUUCAGAUCAUGAUUCAUAAGGGCAAGUCCAUACUGUGAGCAAUGUAUUUAAAUUAAAGUAUGUUACAAAGCAUACAUUCCCAGUUACA